Molecule: messenger RNA, 6918 nt
Organism: Tetrahymena thermophila SB210
Lineage: Eukaryota; Ciliophora; Oligohymenophorea; Hymenostomatida; Tetrahymenidae
Product: phosphatidylinositol 3-kinase
Exons: 14
Biological process (GO): phosphatidylinositol-mediated signaling; phosphatidylinositol phosphate biosynthetic process
Cellular component (GO): plasma membrane; cytoplasm
Molecular function (GO): 1-phosphatidylinositol 4-kinase activity
Source: RefSeq, a predicted model, not a curated record
AUGAGACUGAAUUUAAAUAGGAAUAUUUAUUAAAAAUUGAAGGAAAACAGCUAGAAGAGCGAUAAUUAGAUAACCCGUUAAGAUGAAAUCAAGUUUUGCUAAAUCAUUCAAGGAAGUCUUGUAGGACAAUAGCUUUUAAGUUCAAAUUACGAUAUAAUGCCUUUUUAAUUAGGGCUUAUACUGUGGAAGAACCUUCCUAAUGAAUUUUCUUCCGUAUUAGAUAACCUUUAAAAUCUAAUAGGAUAGGGUAAUCACCUAUUUGACACGAUAAUUAAACAAAAGUCACACCAUAACGAAUUAGAAAAUAAUGUGAAAUAAUUUUUAGGCGCAUUAACUAAGUAUUUAAAUGAUUUUGAUUUCGAGUCUUAAUCAUACCCUCUACUUAAUGUCAAACUGAAAGCUAUUGUUAAAAACCUAGAGAUUAAUAUUCUCUCAUUUCUUAAUAGUUUUAUAAUGAAACUAAAAACAAAUGAAAAAGUCAAUUACAAUUAAUUCAGUACAUUAUGGAUAAAUCAGCUUAUCCUGCAUGAUAACAAAAAUAAACUCAUCGACUUAAUGGAUAUAAAGCUUUUAAAAGAUAAACUUGUAGAAAUUUUGAAUCUUAUAAUUGAGGAGAAUCAAAAACUUAAAAAUUCAAUGAGCAAAAGGGAAUAGUAUAUGAAUUUAUUCAAAGAAAAUCUUAAUGAACUGUAUUUAGUGAUAGGUUUAGCUAACAAAUUUUCUUAGUUCUUAAGUUUUAGUCUUUCUACUCCUGAUAAUCUUGUUAAUAUUUAUGAAUUUUGCUUCUAAUUUAUUACUGUUUGUUAAAAGUUUCAAGAGAUUGAAAAGUUGCCAUAUGCAAUUAUAUUCUAUUUGAAAUUAGUUAGAUAAAGAAGGCAAAAAGCUUUUGAUCAAGUGGUUAAAGAGCAAUCAAGAAAGGUUUUCGAAUCAACAUUCAAGCUAUUUGAAAAUCACAUUUAAAAAUUUAAUCCCUUCUAAAUUUAUAAUUUUUGUGAGAAUUUCUCAAAAAUUCAAUAUUUAGGCUUUGAAAAUUUAGAAAGCAUAGAUUUUUACGAUAUCUCAAGAAAAACCCACAAAGCUAUAACUGCUUUAUCAUAUAGCUAUAAGCCCUCUGCAGAAUAAUUGGGUGCUCAAUAUAUAACGAAUUUGUUUUUCUAUAGAAAGUUGAGAUAUAUUGCUAAAUCAAUUGAAUAAGUCGUAGUAAGAAGCUAUAAUUAUGAAGAAAUCAGCAGUUUAUAAUUUAAUUCAAAGGCAACAUUGAUAGAUAAAAGAAAAUAAAGAAUGAUGAACAUGCUCAUUCAGUUCUAAGAAAUAAGAAAUUUAAAUUAAUCCAAGUCUUCUCUUUCAGAAGAUCACAAAUAUGAGCUAAUUUCUUUAGAGAAUAUUGUUAUUUCUUUUUUCAAAACUUUUACAAACAAUACUGAACAAUAAAUUUAAAAUGGAGGUAGUUUUGAAGCUGAAACUUCAAUAAACAACAGAUUCACAAGCACGAUAAUAUCUGAUUUAAUUCUACCAAAGUUUGAUUUAAGUGGUUUCUUAUCUUAAAAGUACAUGAAAAACCAACACACUAUCACCAAAAAACUAUUUUAAUUUCAUUUAAAGUUAAUUUAAUAUAUUGGAGACUAGGAUUAGCGAAAAAGAGCUUUAAAUGACCUAAGUAGAGGCCUUCUUUUAGUUUUCUAAGAACAUGAGUACAAUGAUAUUAUUAUUAAAAAGAUAGUAAACAAACUAUCACUAAACCUCAUACAUUGCACUUAUGAAGAAAAAAUUACAUUUUUCCUUGAUUUGAUUUAGAAAUUUAAUCAAAACUUUUUCUAAAUCGAGAAGGAUUAUUCUGAAGAUUCUCAAAAUAAAAAGCAGUAAAAAAGAAAUCACAUUAAAUAAACAUUACAAAUUCUUCCUCUUAUCAGAGAAUGUUUAAAAAUCUUCCUUGACAGAAAGCAAUUUACUCAAGUUACGAGUAAUAGCAACUAGCUACAAACUGCUUCUGCAGCUAUGACAGAAUUUUGGAUAUUUAUUGUACUAAACAAAUCUAUUAUAUACGAAAAAGACUACCUUAAAGAAAGUGAUUUUGAAAACAUUAAUAUGAUAGCCUUACUAUCACCAAACUUUUUAGAAGGUGAACAACUUUCUUUUGUUGCCAGUAAAAUCAUAUAGCUCAUAAAUUAAUCUAAAAUUUAUGUAAAAGAUAUUAAACAAAGGUACAAAGAAUCUUUUAAAUCAGGAUCUAAACAGUAAAUAAAUGAAAUGUUGCAUUGCUUAAUUUAGGAAGAAAUUAUGGCUAACAAAAUUAAAUUGUUAAAAACUCAUAUGUAUUAGAUAUCUCAAUUCUACAAGCCUUCUAUUUAUGAGAGUCUUUUCUUUUAUUUAAGAGAAGUUGGAUUGAAUGCUAAAACAUUUCAUGUUAUGGAACCUCUUGUAAAAUAAAUCAGUGAAGAUUAUAUGAUUCUCUUUAGAAAAAUUAAAUUGACAAGCGUCAAUGUAAAAGAGGAAAUUCUUGCUAAGGAUUUUUCUUAUCUCUUAGAAGCAAGCUGUAGCGCUGAUAACAAUAUAAGCGAAUUUUCUUUACAAAUGAUUUAAGAGUACAUUAAGUGGUUCCCUUAACUUGUAUUUAACCCCAGUGUGCUUAUGACAUUUAGCGAAUGUUUAACAGCACUCUACUAAAAAUGCAGUUAUGAAUACGACUCUAAAUCUUCUUUGUUGUAAGGAAAGCAUCUUAUUUACUCUAUCAAUCUACCUACUGAUAUUAAAAAAAUGGGAGGUACUUUAGUCAUUCUAAUGAACCUUCUUUAAAAGUUAAUGCUCAAAGGUCAUUUUAUUGACCACAAUUUCCUCAAAGUCUUGAUUCAACAUAUUGUAAAACAAGAAGGAUCUAUUUCAAGCAAAAUUGACUUUGGAUAUAGGUUUUUAAAGUAUGAAAGCAUCAAUUUCAGAGGUGACCGUAACCAAAUUCUAGAAAACAUCCUUGCUUGCAAUCCUUUCCUAUGGUUAAUCAAUUAGGAAGAAUUCGAACAAAGAAUAAAAAGCUGCAACUUAAACAUGUUUGUAGUAGAUCGUAAUUUACUCGAACUAGAAAAGAUUAAAAAUAAUCAACCUCCUGCCAAUUUUAGAGUGAUAAUAGAGAAUAUUGAGAAGAGUAUUCAUAACGAAAUAGAAUUAGAAUUUUAAAUGGAAGACAAAGUAGAAGAGGAGAGAAUUAUAAAAGAAAAUGUGAAUUUAUAAACAAUCGUAGAACAGAGAAUGAAAGAAAUAGCUAAUUACUGCUUUAAUUUGAAUAUUAUUGACACUAUUUGUUCAAAUAGCUUUAAAUAAAUUAAAUUUAUUCUUAAAAAUCCUCUAGUAAAAGUUCGCUUACUUCCUUAAAUAUUUGAAAUAAUUGAAAAAAGUUCAAAUUCAUCUGAAAUGAAAAGAGAUCUUUAAGAAACUAAAGAUCUCAUAGCUAAUGAUAUGAAGACUAUGGUUGCUUCUUUCAGAACCGUUAUGAUGAAAAAACCUUAGUUAAAGAAUAUAAUUCUAAGUCAACUUCUAGAUAUUUCUAGAAUUUAUCUUUCUCCUACACUUUUAAAGUAUUUACUCUACCGUUUUAUUCCUUUUAUGCACUCUCUUUAAUCCAGCUAUUUUGAUUCAACAUUAUUUUAUACUCUUGGUGAGCUCCUUAGUUACAUCGUUCAUUAAAUAAAUAAUCAAGGAAAUCUUUACAUUGAAGAGAGGGAGUCAAAUGAUGAUAUUUUUGAGGUUAGAAAGAAUAUUUAUAAGGGUUUAGUUACAUUUGAAGCAAAAGAAUUUUUCUCUGAAGCUUACUAAACCUUAAUUUAACAACAAUAAAAUAAUGAAUAAUAUUGGUUUUCAUAACUUCCUAAUAUUAUUUCGUUCUACUAAGUCAGAAAGAAAUGCUUAUUCAAGAUGCAUAGAAUGCUUUUAGGAUUUUUAAAUGAGAAUAUGCAGGUGCAUAUCGCUAAAUCUUUGAAGGCUUCUAUUAUUGCUAAUAUUCUUCACUUGAACUUCAAAAUAGAUAAAUCUAUGAUUGAAUUCGUCCCUCUUGAAAACAUUUGCCUUUGUUUGAAAAGUUGGAUUGAGCUUUUGCAACUUUAGAAAGAAUUUUGUUAAAGGUUUGGUAGUCCUGAUUAAAAUAAAUUGCAAAAUUAUUACUACAGAAGCUUAAAAUUCGGUUUAUAUCACUUUGCUAGAAAUCUGAAUUGGUACGCAGACAAAUCUGGAGGCUAAAAAAUAAACAAAAUUAAAGAUAAAAUGAAACUGCUUUUAAAUGUUUGCAAGUAUUUCUAAACUGACAAACUAAACGAAAUAUUUGAGUAGCCUUCAUUAAAAAUAAAGAAAAAAUCUAAAAAAAGAUACAGAGCCGCUAAAAUUAAAAUAGAUAAAGGUGAGAUGGAUCAAAACUUCUUUAUUAAAAUAUCCUAAAAAAGUACUUGGUACAAAAAAAUUGAAACAACAAUAGGCUAUGCCAAUAGCAGUAUCUUUUCUCUUAACCUUUAUUAUGACAAAGACAAAGAAAAAGAAAAGGAAAUCCGUCCUUUUUAUUUGAGAAAGGCUUUAAUUAACUUAUUAAGUGAUGAAAUAGAUAAACUGAGAGCUAAUUCUUUCUCUGAGUUUAUUGAUAAAUAUAAUGUUAUUAAGAACCCUUAUUCACUAGCUGGAAAACAAAUAUCUAAAGACGACAUAGUAGGAAUUAUGAAAGAGUUAAUGAAGAAAUCUCCUUAAUUAGUACUUUAUAUCUUGAGAAAGCUCUCAUUUGCAAUAGAAAAACCUUAAAAUUAUUUACUUUAGCUGGCAAAAUUUGUGAGAUAAAAUUAUAAAGACCACUUAAAUAGUAGUCAUUUCUUAGAGCUAUUUAUUGAGUAUAUGAAUUCAGAUAAGGAACUUAUGAAGGAGAAUUUAUAUUGGAGAUAACCUCAUAUAUAAAUUAUGUUAAAAUAUAUUUCCGAAGGCUAUGAAUCUUUCCCAGGGUUAUAGCUUUUCUUUACAAAAACUAUGAAGAAAUUAUAAUCUGAACAACUAAUUUUUUAUCUUCCAUAAAUAUAUAUUUCUUUAGGUAGCAAAGCUGGACCUAUUAUUCGCUAGUUCUUAAUUGAUUACAGCUAAUUUUCUGUUUUGUUUGCUCAUCAACUGAUUUGGAUGGCUAAAGUAGAGUCCAAAAAUGAUGAAGACAAAAAGAAGAAAAAGAAAAUCCCUGAAAACUUAAAAAUUAUUGAGUAGAUUUCAAAAAAUUUAAUUGACAAAAUUCAAAGAAAUAUGGAUAAAAAUCAGUAAGAAUUUUGGUUUAAGGUAAAUUCCUUUUUUGAGUAAGUAACAUCCAUAUCAGGUAUGCUAAGACCCCAAAUGCCUAAACCUGAAAAAAGGGCAAUCAUCAAAGAAUAAUUGUCUCUUAUUGAAGUAACACAAGAUAUCUACAUGCCAACAAACCCUCGUUAUUAAAUUGCAUCUAUUAAUUUAGAUUCAGGUGCUCCUAUGCAGAGUGCUGCUAAGUGUCCUAUUUUAGUAACUUUUAACUGUAGAAAGUAUGAAGGUCCUGAUAAAUAUUUUAAAACUAAAGUUCUUGAAAAGAAGCAUAUUUAUAAAAAAGCUAUGAUACAAAAAUUCAGGGAAGUAGGAGUUAAUCCUCUUUUAUUUUCAGAAAGAAUUGUAUUGACUUGUGAGAACGAUGAUCUUGAUUUCGAAUUUAAAGUUGAUGAAGAUGAUCAGUAAGCCCAAGCAACAAUAAAUAACUUAAACUCUCCUUUGAGAAUAAAACCUUUUCCUAAAUCAAUGAACGCAAGCCUUUUGAGCAGCCAUGCAAACAACAAUAACGGCAUGCAUAUAGCAGAUUUUAUUACUGAUAUUCAAGAUAUUAAAGAUCAAAUUGAGGAACCUCCUGUUCCUCCUAUUUUGAAGCAAGCUUCAUCAAAUUUAUACAAAGAAUAGAACAAGAAAUUUUAAACUCAAUUUAAAUUUACCUUCCAUAGAGAUGAAGAUAAGCUUGGUGUUUUGAGAGAUAAGCCUGGAGAACAAUAUCUUCAAUUAGAUGUAGAGAAAUAAGAUGCAAUAAUAGAAGAUGAAGAAGCUGUUAAUGUUGUCUCUAUCAUGAAGCAGUCAACAGAUUAAAUUAACCGUCGUCCUCCUGAACAGGUUAGCUGUAUUUUUAAGGUAUUUGAUGAUGUUAGAUAAGACUAACUAGCUUUAUAGAUUAUAACAUUAUUCUAAGGUAUAUUCUAAAAGGCUAACCUAGAAUUAUACGUUUUCCCUUAUAAAACUAUCUCGAAUAGAACUGGUAAUAACUUGGACAUUGGUGGUAUCAUAGAAGUAGUUAAAAAUUCUAUCUCUAGAGAUUAGUUAGGUAAAACAAACCAGUGUUCUCUUUAUGAUUAUUUCAUUAACAAAUUUGGACAGGAAGACUCAGCAAACUUUUAAGUUGCAAGAGAGAACUUUAUUAAGAGCUAAGCAGCAUACAGUGUUAUAUCAUACAUAUUACAAAUAAAGGAUAGACACAACGGAAACAUUUUAAUAAAUGACAAAGGUCAUAUUAUUCACAUCGAUUUUGGUUUUAUUUUUGAUAUUUCACCUGCCAACAACCUUCGUUUCGAAAGCGCUAAUUUUAAAUUAACUAAAGAGAUGAUCCAGAUUAUGGGUGGUUCUAAAGAUAGUGAGGCUUUCUAAUAUUAUGUAAAUUUAACUAUCAAAGGAUUCUUGACAAUGCGUAACUACUUCGAACAUAUUUACAAUACUAUAAGAUUGAUGGUAGCUAGUUCACUCCCUUGCUUCUUGAAAAACUCAAUGAAAAAUUUGGUAAGCAGGUUUGUUCUUGAUAAAAAUGACAUUGAAGCAGCUAAAUAUAUGAGAAACAUAAUAUACGAUGCUUAUGAUAAGUUUACAACAAGAUGGUAUGACGAUAUCCAAUAUUUAUAAAAUAAAAUUUAUAGGUGA